CCCAGUGGAGCCGGGCUCUCAUUCACAGCUUUCUAGAGAAAUCUGAGCCCGAACCUGCCAGAAUAGGGGAUCUCACCUACUCAGCUCAGCAGCGCGGACACCUGCAGAAACACAUUCCCAAAGCCAGGCUGGGCGGCCGUGUGAAGUGGCAAUGGCCUCGCUUCUGCUUCCCUUUUGGAGCGCUGCCACCACAUAGGACCUGGAUGUCCUGCUGUUUCCCAGGCACAGAACGAAGACCCUUGCUCUGUCUGUUUCGGUGGCAGCCUGGUCGUAAAACAACUGUGGAGCGGGCCAGGGUUCCAGCAGACCAUCACGUGAAUGGGACCAGUUUCUCUUCUUCCCAAGUAUCAGCAAUUAAACCCUUGGAAAGGAGAUUUGGCCAAGAUGACCCAUUUACAGGCUGGACUCAGUCCAGAGACUAUAGAGAAAGCUCGCCUGGAACUGAAUGAAAACCCAGAUAUUUUACACCAGGAUAUUCAGCAAGUCAGGGACAUGAUCAUCACCAGGCCUGACAUUGGAUUUUUACGUACAGAUGAUGCCUUCAUCCUGAGAUUUCUCCGAGCCAGGAAGUUUCACCAAGCAGAUGCCUUUAGACUCCUGGCCCAGUACUUCCAGUACCGCCAGCUAAACCUGGACAUGUUCAAAAACUUCAAGGCCGAUGACCCUGGCAUUAAGAGGGCGCUCAUCGACGGGUUCCCUGGAGUGCUGGAAAACCGCGACCAUUACGGCAGGAAGAUUCUCCUGCUAUUUGCAGCCAAUUGGGACCAGAGUAGGAACUCCUUCACGGACAUCCUGCGGGCCAUCCUGCUGUCCCUGGAAGUCCUCAUUGAAGAUCCGGAGCUUCAGAUCAACGGGUUCCUUUUAAUCAUAGACUGGAGCAAUUUUUCCUUCAAACAAGCCUCCAAGCUGACACCUUCCAUUCUCAGACUGGCCAUCGAAGGGCUGCAGGACAGCUUUCCUGCCCGCUUCGGAGGAGUCCAUUUCGUCAACCAGCCCUGGUACAUUCAUGCCCUGUACACGCUCAUCAAGCCAUUCCUUAAAGACAAGACCAGGAAGCGGAUUUUCCUGCACGGGAACAAUUUAAACAGCCUUCACCAGCUCAUACACCCGGAGUUUUUGCCCUCUGAAUUUGGAGGAACCCUUCCUCCUUAUGACAUGGGAACUUGGGCCCGGACAUUACUCGGUCCCGACUACAGUGAUGAAAAUGACUACACUCACACGUCCUACAAUGCGAUGCACGUGAAACACACGUCCUCCAACCUGGAGAGGGAGUGCUCACCUAAGCCGAUGAAGAGAUCUCAGUCUGUGGUAGAAGCUGGGACCCUGAAACAUGAGGAGAAGGGAGAGAAUGAGAACACUCAGCCACUCUUGGCUCUGGACUGAACCCCGAGUCACUCCAUGUUCCCGCAUAUCGCCAGCCGCCGGUGGUAUCAGCCGCCUAGGAAGCACAUGCGCACUGACCCCACAGACAGGUACGGCUUGACCCAAGGCUCUCCACUCCUGCCACCCAGUAAUGACUGUCACCAGCCAUUGGUCGAAGCAGCCAAAGUUGAACAAAGACUUGAGAGAUGCUUUUUCCCCCCCAAUGAGGGCAUUGGGUAGAGGAUAAAGCAAGGCAGUUACGUAAUCAAGAUUUUCCUCCCCCACAUUUAUGGUAUUAAAUGCAUUACUAAAUUUGAUGCACACACUGCAUUAGAACAAGGAUUUUUCUGAGGCAUCGCCCAGAGACCUUCUCCCAUUUUUGCAAUUUAAGAUUAAGUGCAUUUCUGAGUAGAUACAUCACAAUUGUCAAGUUCAAUGUAGUGCAGAGCCCUGAGACAAUGGUAUCUCCAGUAAUUUCCAUUCUUAUUGAAUUAUUUUCUUUGACCUCAUCACCAGCAUCAAGUUAUUCAGCCUCAGAGCAAGUUCUCUGAGGCCUGGCUAUAUUCAGAGGCUGCUUAUUUUGAUAUCCUGCAAAAAUGAUUUUGACAUCACAUCUUUUGUCAGGCUACCAGCUGAUCAUCAUGAGCUGACAUUAAAAGAAGGCACAUGAUGUGAAAUAUGAUUAUUUCCUCUUAGCAAUGUGACUUCCACAGGCAAUGUGUGUCUGCAGAUGGGGUCCCAUUGGAAACAUGUCAGUGAUUUAUAAAUCCAUUCACGUUGCCUCACUUGGGUCACUACAGCAAAGCAAAGUGCCACUAAAGCAUUUAACUCCCACCUCCCUCUGCAGCCAGUGAAAGGUGUGGCUGUUGCUGGAGGAAGACCCUCAAGGAUGGCUAAAUAGGCAAGUACUGAAAAUAGGAGAAAACUAGGAAUGCAGGACGAAAUGCCAAAGAUCAUUGUAUUUCUUUGUCUAUUCUCCUUGGAAAUGGAGCCCCCAACUAUCCAUUCAAAGGAAAUUAGAUAAAAUUAAAAAUAUCAUAGGACAUGAUAUCCUUACCUGUGCCAUUUUUUCCCCAAAACCAGCUGUAUGUUUUUAGAUAUCUCAGCCAUUUGCAUGACAUGGCCAUUCAUGAGUAUAACCAGUGGGUGCUCAAUGCCAAAUAAAAAUAUUUUAGUUAAUGGGCAGUACAAUAUGAUUUCACAUUUUAAGAAUUUGGGAGGGUUAACUUGUUAGCUAAAAAUUUCAAAGGAAAGAGGUGAUUCAACUGGCCAUAAAUCACCCUCGAUGGCUAUUAUUACUAAUUUUUUUCUACUGGUAGAUAAUUAACAGAAGUAAUUUUUGUAUUCACCCUUGAAAUAAAAUUGAAAUAGAAUUAAAAACAUUUCUCAAUUGCAUUGCAGUAUUAAAACCAAUUUUUUUGUGUAGACAUUUCAGAUAACAAAAUAAUAUUGAAAUAAUUCUACCAAUGCAGUGACUGAAAUACUUUUCUUAUACACCAUGACAUUGGGAAGAAAGAUGAAGAAGAAUUAAAGUGAAUUAGAAAAUCCAUUUUAUUACCUGGGUUUAUAAGGCAGUUGUGGAAUCCAAGUACUUAAAAUGCUAUUGGAGUCAGUUAUUGCCAACCCUCUGCAACAGUAAAAACAAUUCUGGCUUUUCAAUUGGCAAUCUUUAGAAUCCUGUAGUGACCUGAUUUUAAAUACCAUGUGAUAAUUGCUAAGAGCUAGUUUUCACUCUAUUCCAUGGCUUCAUUACAUGAAUGUAAGAUGAUGUUUCAAUGAUGACAACUUACACUUUGAAUUUCUUUGUGUAUGCAAUAUACACACAAGAACCAAAUUCUGUGACAUGAAUGUUACCACAUGAGCACUGGAUUGUAUUGUCCUUUGUCAGUCAUUUCCUCUGUUCAAUAAAUACUGAAGGACACAAAUACCUUUUUCUUUUUCAA
Messenger RNA from Myotis myotis, 3305 nucleotides. It is a transcript of the gene CLVS1, whose product is annotated as clavesin 1. The transcript has 6 exons. Lineage: Eukaryota; Metazoa; Chordata; Mammalia; Chiroptera; Vespertilionidae. Gene Ontology annotation, cellular component: membrane. The record is from RefSeq and is a predicted model, not a curated record. Gene Ontology annotation, molecular function: phosphatidylinositol bisphosphate binding. Bases 319 to 1383 code for a protein of 354 amino acids.